Molecule: messenger RNA, 971 nt
Organism: Protopolystoma xenopodis
Lineage: Eukaryota; Metazoa; Platyhelminthes; Monogenea; Polystomatidea; Polystomatidae
Source: the annotation of a GenBank genome assembly
UGGGCGAUUAUCAGGUGACUUCGGAAUUGAAUGGGUUUUAUCCACCUAUUGUGAACGACCAUACUGUGGACUCUUCUGCCUAUUGCGACUCUGACAAAACAAAUCUUCAGCUAGCCAGCUUCUUGCCCGCCACAUUGGAAUUUUACCGUCUAUAUGCAGAGCUUGUUCGUUCUCUUUCUUCAUCUUUUUCCACCAACCAGUCGAAUCCAUUGGCCCACUCUCCAUCUACCCGAUCCUCUUCUUCGGCUAAUCUCGAAGCUUUGGUAGCUGUGGCUGCCGUUGCGGCUGCAUAUAGAAUGGCCCCAUCAGAACCAUCUGAUCAUAAGUCACUUCCAUUUUCUAAUCAAGGCCCGAUUACUUCCGAAACUAUACCAUCUAAAAUUUCAGAGGUUGCUUCCUUGGAGCCAAUAGGAGCCAAUAAAAAUGAAUUAUCUGAGUUAAACUUCUAUCGCUGUGGCGAAAAUAAACGACCUAGGUCUAUACUUGAUGGCAAUAAAGUCAAAGAGGAAAAGGAUAUUAUGCUGGCUAAUGAAGAUGAAAAACAAAAUGAAAAUAAAAUGGAGUCACAACUCAAAUCAACGGAUCUAUUUGAUUCACCGGUUAUACGUAAAGCCCUCUUGCAAGCAUUUUCUGCAGCGCGAGCUGUCCUAGAAGAGGAAAAGUUCCAACUUCCUUUAUCCAUCCCCUUAGUAAUAUCUCAAAAUUCUCAUUCUCUAAAUGCAGGUCAAGCCUCUUUGAAACCGUUUGAUCUCUUAUCGCCUUCCUCUGUACCUGAGUCAAAUCUAUCUGGUACGUGGCCCCUAUACCGGCCUGGAGGCUCAGCUAUAUGCAUGGAUGUGCUAAAAAGAGUGGAUAGUCCAAACGAUCUCCAAACUUCAUUAUAUGCUAAUUCGGGUAACUUUUUAUCAAUUGGCCUUUUAUUUUCACUUUCUUUGAUCUAUUUUACCUUUAUUUCAGCACAGAGCUCAUGA